AUGGCAAGGCAGCGGCCGCCUGCCCCAAAACCCAGCCGCACCUACGGGGAGCUGACGAACUGCACGGCGCUGAUCGCAGAGAGACUUGACUGCUACUGGCCCAACCAGCUGGUGGAUGAGUUCUUCGUGGCCGUUCACAAGCAGUACUUCAGGAACUGCUCCUCCUCUGGCCGGGCAUUGCACGACCCCCCCAACAGUGUCCUCUGCCCCUUCAUCCUACUCCCCGUCCUUGUCACCCUGCUGAUGACCGCGCUGGUGGUGUGGAGGAGCAAACGCAGCGAGGGCAUCGUCUAG
Molecule: messenger RNA, 294 nt
Organism: Pterocles gutturalis (yellow-throated sandgrouse)
Lineage: Eukaryota; Metazoa; Chordata; Aves; Pterocliformes; Pteroclidae
Product: receptor activity-modifying protein 1-like
Exons: 2
Coding region: 1-294 (97 amino acids)
Biological process (GO): regulation of G protein-coupled receptor signaling pathway; cellular response to hormone stimulus; calcium ion transport
Cellular component (GO): membrane; signaling receptor complex; cell surface
Molecular function (GO): coreceptor activity
Source: RefSeq, a predicted model, not a curated record